UGUCUCUUCAGUCAGUCCAUCUUGGUUUUAUCGUGGCGGACAUUGGUCUCAUCAAAAUGGACUAUCUUUCACACACACUUUUUUUCUCUUUCUCCUUUCUCUUUCUCUUUCUUUUCUUAUUUCGUCUUCAUUCUGUACUGUCCAUCACGAACUUUUUUGGAUCCGGAUGUCAGCUCAAUUCCUUCUUCCUCUCUCCUCUCUCCUCUCUUCUCUCUCUCUUCUUGCUUAAUUUUUGUUUACUUUGUUUUGUUUGAUUCUUUUGUUUUUUACUCCAUUCGUUUUGUCCUUGUCCUUGUCCUUGUUCUUUUUUGUAAUUCUUCUUACUUAUUCACGCUACUGCAAGCCAAAUACUCUGCAUUCAACUCUUUGCCUUGAUCAUUUUUCUUCAACUGUAAAUACCUUAUCGAAACUAUACAAUCCAAUUAACAUCAUGGCAAAGAAAAAGGCAGCUGCCCGUAAGACCAAACAGCCUGCACAUACAACAUACUCACAGCGAAGCAGUAGUACCUACAGCAAUAACAACAGUAAGGCUCCGUCGAAUGCUUCCUCGCCAUCUCCCCAGCCGCUUGAUCUCGCCCAAAGUGGUCGCAAAAAAAGCACACCCAGAAGAUCGCCAUCUCAGGACGAUCCGUCCAAGGGAAUUGUCUUCUCUUUCCGAAUCCAGAAUGACCCUUCUUUGACUAUGGCUGUUGACAUUCGAAAAUAUGACCAACAGUUUAGUCCUUCAGACAAUGAGGAGCAAGCAAAGUCUUCUCAGGAGGACUCCUCAGGGGUCAACACUCUUGCUCCGUUGGCCUUGUCACAGACCGGUUCACAUCUGGAAUUCAGCAGCUCCCCUUCCAGUCUAUCCGUAUCUUCUCCUGUGUCGUCAUCCACAGUUAGGGUAGCAGGGGAGCGAUGGUCUCGCGACCUCACGUCCUUCAGAAGCAGUAAUGUCUAUGACCAGAGUCGCAACCUUCUCAUUCUCCACACUCGCAAGCCAUCGUCAUCUCCAGUAUCGGCCUCAGAGCUUACCUCCGUACCCUCUGAAACCCGUCCUCAUGGUUUUCAUCCUUAUCGUCCCCAGCGUGCACAGUCAAGGUCUUUUUCGUCUUUAUCCACGUCCUCGUCCUCCUCAUUCUCCUCUUCGUCAUCGUUGUCAUCAUCGGCACCAUCGACCCCGGCCUUGACGGACUCUGGCUCAUUAUCUUCCUCCGUCUCGUCCUCGCCCACAAGCUCACCAAGUUCCCCAACAUCACUCCACUCUAGUAGUGACACUGGUUGUGUUAAGGACGACCUGUGUAGUAUGGACCCACUACCAUUGUCACUUGAUGCUAUUAGUACCCAGUCAACCCGAUUCCUGAAUGUCCGUGGGAUGGGAGGAAAUGCCAAAAGCCGCAGAAUGCAAGUCAUUGUUGUAUGAAUAAUAAUAAUAAAAAAUUCCAACCU
Lobosporangium transversale is the source of this 1428-nucleotide messenger RNA. RefSeq lists its product as hypothetical. NCBI's taxonomy places the organism in Eukaryota, Fungi, Mortierellomycota, Mortierellomycetes, Mortierellales, Mortierellaceae. The transcript has a single exon. The record is from RefSeq and is a predicted model, not a curated record. Bases 431 to 1402 code for a protein of 323 amino acids.